Messenger RNA from Tarenaya hassleriana, 4506 nucleotides. RefSeq names its product phytochrome E. NCBI's taxonomy places the organism in Eukaryota, Viridiplantae, Streptophyta, Magnoliopsida, Brassicales, Cleomaceae. The record is from RefSeq and is a predicted model, not a curated record. The transcript has 4 exons. Gene Ontology annotation, molecular function: phosphorelay sensor kinase activity; protein binding. Gene Ontology annotation, biological process: detection of visible light; regulation of DNA-templated transcription; signal transduction. Bases 1046 to 4408 code for a protein of 1120 amino acids.
UUUGCAUGCCUUAUGUGCAGAUCAUCCAAAGAACCUUACUAAAUAUUAUAAGGUUAAGGAAUGAGCUGAGUAGGUAUGUCAAUCAAUUUUUGCUUCUCUAUACUUCCUUCAAACUAUCUAUACAUACAUCUCUGAUACAUACAUAGCAAUAUAUAUAUAUAUAUAUACACAUCUUCUUUUUUGCUUUUAUGGUUUCUGAUUCAUUUUCUCCAAUGUUCUUGUUGUGUCUCCAAACCAAGCCAUGUAAUUUAUUCACAUUGAAAGUAACCUUUCCAACAUCGGUAACCUUCCUUCUGUGUUUGUCUGUUUCUUCCCAUUGUUUCUUCUUGUAAGAAAUGAUUAGGAGAAAGGAGGUUGUAUAUGUCAAUGUACAUAUGCUCUCAUUCAUAUCAUAGAUGUGUGUUGCUUCUGUUUGUGUUCCAUGUCUUGUAUCAGUCUCAGUUCCUGGUAAUGUCCGUACUCGUACAGUACUGGUUUCAAAGGUAUAUAUGAUAGUUACUCCAUGCAUGAAUCCAACGCUGUCCGCGUCAAUAUCCACUGCGUUUGAUUUUGGUUGUAGUUAAAUCUCCACAUGUUCUUUUCUCAGUGAUAGGACAGGAAAAUUUAUGAACAGGGGCAGCAGCUUUUCAGUUUUAUUAGCCGACGCUCGUUCUGGUUAAAGAACAACCGAUGUAAGAACCGGACUAAACCGGUUUUUUUGAGCUUUAAACCGGACGACCCAUGUAGAACCGGUCGAUUCGGUUAGAUUUUUCUAUCUUUGAAUCGGCACAAUUUGUCAAUAUUAGGCAGUUUUUGUUCGACUGCGUCAUCAUCCGACCGACAUGGUUCAUGAGAACAGAAAAAAAAAGAAGAAGAUUAAACAGUACAGAGAAAAGUGUCCGAAUGUACGCAGGGAAGCAAUUGAGGGCAGACAAAAAAGGCAGGAGAAUCUGAAGAGGACGAAUCCGAAAAAAUCUCUUAUCUGCAUAUGAUAAAAAGAAUCAGCUUUCUCGGUUCCUCUUCUUCAUCGACAUGAUCGUCUGUUCAUAAAAUCUCGCACGCCCAGAUGGGGUUCGAUGAUUCUGCAUCUGCUACCAGCAACAUGAAGCCCGUCGGAAAUUCCAGACCCGACCGGAAUGUUGCUCAGUACACAGCCGACGCCGGUAUCUUGGCCGAGUUCGAUCAGUCAAAUUCUUCUGGCAAGUCAUUCGACUACUCAAAAUGGAUCAUUUCACCGCCGCUUACUGUUUCUGAUGAACAGAUCACGGCCUAUUUAUCUAAAAUCCAGAGGGGUGGGUUUGUCCAGCCGUUUGGCUGCAUGCUUGCUGUGGAGGAAUCUGGUUUCCGGAUACUGGGCUGCAGCGAGAAUUGUGUCGAGAUGCUUGAUCUGUGUGUGGGUUCGAGCUUUCAUGGCAGUGGGUUCGAGUUCAAAGAUGUGAAGGGCUUGAUCGGAAGCGAUGCAAGAGCACUUUUCGAGCCGUCUUCUGGCGCUUCCUUGGCAAAAGCUGCUUCCUUUGCGGAUAUUUCGCUGUUGAAUCCGAUUUUGGUUCAUUCUAGAACGACCCUGAAGCCAUUUCACGCCAUACUUCACAGAAUCGAUGUGGGAAUCGUGAUUGAUUUGGAGCCCACUAAAUCCGGAGACCCUGCCUCGAUGCUUGCAGGGGCGGUUCAAUCUCAGAAACUAGCCGUACGGGCCAUCUCUAGGCUGCAGUCUCUGUCGGGGGGAGACAUAGGUGCUUUGUGCGAUACAGUCGUGGAGGAUGUGCAGAGGCUUACAGGUUAUGAUCGGGUCAUGGUGUAUAAAUUCCAUGAAGAUGAUCAUGGCGAAGUUGUGUCUGAGAUCAGGAGGUCUGAUUUGGAACCUUACAUGGGCUUACACUACCCAGCAACCGACAUUCCUCAGGCGGCGCGUUUCUUGUUCAGACAGAACCGUGUCCGAAUGAUCUGUGACUGCAGAGCGACACCGGUCAGGAUCAUUCAGAGCGAGGAACUCGACCAGGCGGUCUGUUUAGUCAAUUCAACGCUGAGAUCACCACACAGUUGCCAUACUCAGUACAUGGCUAACAUGGGCUCUAUAGCUUCUCUUGUGCUUGCAGUCAUGAUCAAAGACAAGGACUUGACCAAGCUCUGGGGUCUGGUAGUGGGUCACCACACUUCACCGAAAUACGUGGCCUUCCCCAUCCGAUAUGCUUGCGAGUUCCUGAUGCAAGCCUUUGGCCUGCAACUGCAUAUGGAGCUACAGUUGGCUGCUCGGUUAGCCGAGAAGAAGGUCCUGAAAACGCAGACCCUUUUGUGCGAAAUGCUUCUCCGUGAUACGGUUUCGGCUAUUGUGACUCAGUCUCCGAGUAUAAUGGACAUUGUCAAGUGUGAUGGAGCUGCAUUGUACUACAAGGGGAAGUGCUGGUUAGCGGGUGUGACUCCGAACGAGUCACAGGUCAAGGAUCUCGUCAAUUGGAUGCUCGAGAAUCACGGUGAUUCCACCGGGUUGACCACUGUCAGUUUGGUAGAUGCAGGUUAUGGUGGUGCCGCUUCGCUUGGAGAUGCGGUUUGUGGAAUGGCCUCUGCCCGGAUAAGUUUGGAUGAUUUCUUGUUCUGGUUCAGGUCACAUACCGCGGAUGAAAUCCAAUGGGGAGGAGCCAAGCAUCAACUUCUGGAUAAGGACGAUGCUAAAAAGAUGCAACCGAGGUCAUCCUUUAGGGCAUUUCUCGAAGUGGUGAAAAGACGGAGCUUGCCGUGGGAAAUCUCGGAGAUCAAUGCUAUUCACUCCCUGCAGGUCAUAUUGAGAGAGACGUUUCAGAAUAAUGUGCAAGAGGGCGGGUCUGGGUCAGUUUCCGGGCUAAUGCCGAGCGAUGCCAUGGUGAAAGACGUGAACAAGCUGACUUCCUUCGUGUGUGAAAUGGUUAGGCUGAUUGAAACGGCAACUGCGCCCAUUUUCGGGGUGAAUUCAUCCGGCUGUAUCAAUGGCUGGAACCCUAAAGUUUCGGAAUUGACAGGGCUGCUGGCUAGUGAAGCCAUGGGGAAGUCUCUGACUAAUCACAUUGUUCGAAGUGAUUCAGGUCCAGCUGCUGAAACUCUUCUCUCCAGAGCCUUACAAGGUGAGGAGGACAAAAACGUGAUGUUGAAGCUGAGAAGAUUCAGGAACGGGCAGCCGGAUUCUUCUGCUGUGUGUGUUCUAGUCAAUGCUUGCACCAGUCGGGAUUACACAAACAAGAUCAUCGGUGUUUGCUUUGUCGGCCAAGAUCUCACAGGCGAGAAAACAAUGACGGAUAAAUUCAUAAGACUGCAAGGGGACUACAGGACUAUCUUUCAAAGUCCCAAUCCAUUGAUCCCGCCGAUAUUCGGGUCAGAUGAGAAUGCAUGCUGUUCAGAAUGGAAUGCAGCCAUGGAAAAGCUUACCGGCUGGCCAAAGCACGAGGUUAUCGGGAAAAUGCUCCCCGGUGAAGUUUUCGGGGGCAUUUGCAAGGUGAAAGAUCCGGAUUCUCUUACAAAAGUCCAGAUUUCGCUGUACCGUGGGAUUACAGGCCAAGGGUCGGAGAAAUCGCUGGUGGGGUUUUUCAGCAGGGAUGGCAAGUACCUCGAGGCGUUCUUGACGGCCAUUAGAAGAACUAAUGCAGAAGGGAACAAGCUCGGCUGUUUCUUCUUCUUGCAGACUAUAGACAGAGAAUCGGAUGGAAGCUGGCAAGAAAACAAAGAGAAUCUCAAGAGUCUCAAUGAGCUGGUUUACAUAUGUCAGGAAAUCAAGAAUCCGCUCAACGGGAUCCGAUUUGCGCAUAAACUUCUCGAAGCAACCGAUAUGUCAGAAAACCAGAAGCGGUUUCUGGAGGAUAGCUAUGCCUGUGAGAGACAGAUUGCAACGAUAAUCGAGGGAACUGACACGAGAAACAUUCAGGAAAGAAAGUGGAAGAUGAAAGUGGAGGAGUUCUUCCUCGGAAGGGUUUUGGACACAGUCAUCAGCCAGGUCAAGGAGCUAAUGGACGAGAAGAACUUACAGCUCGAGCUCGAGGUCCCUGAAUGGAUCAAAGCUCUUCCACUCUAUGGCGACAGAGUUUGGCUUCAACUCAUCCUCACAGAUUUUCUGCGCAAUUCAGUGAAUCACACUCCAUUUCCAGAUGGGUGGGUAAAGAUCAAAAUCUCAUCUGUAGGUGACAGUGACCAUUAUAUCAGUCUGCAGUUCAGGAUGAUACAUCCAGGGAAAGGGAUUCCAUCAGAGACGGUGUCGGAUAUGUUUGAGGGUGGUGGAGAUAUAUCGAGCUCGCCUGAUGGGUUAGGGCUAAACUUCUCAAGGAAACUGCUGGAGCGAAUGAAUGGUCGUGUCAACUAUGUCAGAGAACAGGACACAUGUUACUUCUGUGUGGAUCUUCAACUUAGGACAGCCAAGGAAGAAGAUACAGACAUGAGAACUGAAGCUGGUUCUAGCAAAAUCACUUAGAAUUUCUUUUACAUCAUCUCUCCCCUUUGUUCCAUAAUGCUUGUUGCAUAAAAUAAGUCACUGUCGUGGAGUUUUGCCUGCAAAUCGGUUCGGAAAGA